Messenger RNA from Calliphora vicina (urban bluebottle blowfly), 1418 nucleotides. It is a transcript of the gene Septin1, whose product is annotated as Septin 1. Bases 244 to 1338 code for a protein of 364 amino acids. Gene Ontology annotation, molecular function: molecular adaptor activity; GTPase activity; GTP binding. The record is from RefSeq and is a predicted model, not a curated record. Lineage: Eukaryota; Metazoa; Arthropoda; Insecta; Diptera; Calliphoridae. Gene Ontology annotation, cellular component: cell division site; synaptic vesicle; septin ring. The transcript has 4 exons. Gene Ontology annotation, biological process: cell division; regulation of exocytosis; cytoskeleton-dependent cytokinesis.
GUGUGUGUUUUGUGACUUACGUUUUAUGCUUUUCUUGAAACAAAAAGAAGAGUAACAAAAAAAACAACAACAAAAGUAUUUAAUUGUUUUUACCGUUUUAACAGAAUUUCUUUUAUUAUUUUCAACGUUUUCAAUAACAAUUAUUGAAUCAGCAUUAAAUUUUUAUUGUAUAAAAAUAUCAUAUUUUAACAAAGCAGUAAAUAGCAAGCAAGUGAAGAAAGAAAUUUUAAGCUAAAAAUAAAUAUGUCUGAAACAAAAAGUUUUUCCAGCAUUGAAACUCCUGGCUAUGUGGGCUUUGCCAAUCUACCCAAUCAGGUGCAUCGUAAAUCGGUUAAAAAAGGUUUCGAAUUUACAUUAAUGGUGGUGGGCGAAUCUGGUUUGGGCAAAUCCACUUUGGUGAAUAGUUUGUUCCUAACAGAUCUCUAUCCGGAACGUGUUAUACCCGAUGCUAUAGAGAAACAAAAACAAACGGUUAAACUGGAAGCCUCUACGGUGGAGAUUGAGGAGCGUGGUGUUAAGCUGCGUUUAACGGUGGUGGAUACACCGGGCUUUGGUGAUGCCAUCGAUAAUGGUGAUAGUUUUAGUGCCAUACUGGAGUAUAUUGAUGAGCAAUAUGAACGGUUUUUGCGCGAUGAGAGCGGCCUAAAUCGUCGCAAUAUUGUGGACAAUCGUAUACACUGCUGUUUUUAUUUCAUAUCACCAUUUGGUCAUGGUUUAAAACCUUUGGAUGUGGAAUUUAUGAAGAAACUACACUCCAAAGUGAACAUAGUGCCUGUUAUUGCCAAAGCUGACUGUCUGACUAAAAAGGAAAUCUUGCGUUUAAAAUGCCGCAUUAUGCAAGAAAUCGAAGAUCAUGGCAUUAAAAUCUAUCCACUGCCCGAUUGUGAUUCCGAUGAGGAUGAAGACUAUAAAGAGCAGGUUAAACAACUCAAAGCCGCUGUGCCCUUUGCCGUGUGUGGUGCCAAUACUUUGCUAGAAGUUAAGGGCAAAAAGGUCCGCGGCCGUUUAUAUCCCUGGGGUGUGGUUGAAGUGGAAAAUCCAGAACAUUGUGAUUUCAUUAAAUUGAGAACCAUGUUGAUAACCCACAUGCAGGACCUGCAAGAGGUCACCCAAGAGGUACACUAUGAAAACUAUCGUUCGGAUCGUUUGGCCAAGGGCAUUAAGAACAAGGAGAAUGGCAUUAAACCCGAACGUGACUCUUUAGUGCCCACCCAAAUUAUGGCGAACAGUAGUAUGUUGGGUGAGAAAGACCGGAUAUUGCAGGAGAAAGAAGCCGAACUUAGGCGCAUGCAAGAAAUGCUCAACCAAAUGCAGGCUAAAAUGCAAGCGCAGCAAUAGAGUAAACAGUUUGACAAACACUAUAUAUAGACCAGCACCUUUUUGUUAGUUUUAAGUACUUUAUUAUUAAAGAAAACAAA